CUGGACUUUGGGUCCAAGGCACAAACCGACACAUUGAAAAAACUGUUCGAGUUUUUGGAUAACAUGCGAGGCGUGUGGUGGAGAAGCAAGGAAGUAGCUUUGGUGGAAAAGCGGCACGCGGAACUGCAAACAAACAUUCUGGAAUCACUGCGAGACCAGCUAAAGCUUAAUCGUAACACAGAGGUGGUGGAGCAGGAGCAGCUCCAGUUGUCUGGCAACACUGAGCAGACUGACCGCGACGUUCACCACAGACUGCAGAAGGGAUCAGUAGCCUUUUUCGACUUCCUUUUGGAGCAUUUUUCGACAUCGAGCAAAACGCCCCGCGCGCGGGCUUUCAGAGAGUUCGGAUCCAUUUUCGCAGUUGAGUUUGUUGCGUUAGCGCAGCAAGGUCGCGGUCCGUCGAAGACUCUCCUCAACAAGGUUCGGGACACCGGAUUUGACCCGAGCCGUCAACCAAACACGUUGCGGAAUAUCAAGAAGCUUCACGGAAUGGCAAGGAAUUUUCGUGAUGCUUUUGACUCAGUAGAGGAGGAAAACAUUGGCCGGGAACGUUGGACUGAGAUUGCGGAGAAGCUCUCGGACGAAUUAGGAGGCUUAAGUAGGUGCGAAUGUGGUAGGCCGCACCGACACUCUGUAAGCCCGUCCGGAAAAGCGAUAAUAACUCCCGGAACGGCUUUGACGGCAAUUCAGUUUGAACAGACAAAGCUUGCGUGGCUAACCAAGUUUUUCGAAAUAUGCGUGGAUCAUUUUGAGAGCGUAUCCGCAUCCGGUAUACUCAGCGCGCCUCUACCAUCCCGCCUCGCGUACUUCUCCGGGGAGCAUCCAGACUUUGAGAUUGACGCC
This is a messenger RNA of Amoebophrya sp. A120, 843 nucleotides long. The record is from the annotation of a GenBank genome assembly. NCBI's taxonomy places the organism in Eukaryota, Dinophyceae, Syndiniales, Amoebophryaceae.